Messenger RNA from Trypanosoma cruzi, 2145 nucleotides. RefSeq lists its product as uncharacterized. The transcript has a single exon. The record is from RefSeq and is a predicted model, not a curated record. NCBI's taxonomy places the organism in Eukaryota, Euglenozoa, Kinetoplastea, Trypanosomatida, Trypanosomatidae. The coding region runs from base 1 to 2145 and encodes 714 amino acids.
AUGAGACGGCGGACAGUAAUUUCUUUCGGUUAUGUUCGUGUUGCGGCUUCUGCCGUGGGUGUGAUUGGGAUGGGGGCAAAUCACCGUCAUCACUACCAGCAGCAGCAGCGGCCCAUCACCACGCGGGGCCAAUUUAAUCCGGUACACGACUUCACAUAUGCCAUGGAACGUGGUGUGCGUGCGAGAGACGAGAAGACAUUUGAGAAACUCAUCACCAAUCCCGGCCCUUUGCGCAUCGCCUACUCGCCCGACUACCUGGACUGGCUCUAUCGCUGCUACAAGGCAAAGGGAAAGUAUAUGGAUGCACGCGCCGCAGCGGAGAAAAAAUUUAACGGUAACAUUAUUAGUGGUGGGGCGGUGACAACAUCUUCUGGUGAGAUGAUCCAUCCACUGCCGGGUGCCCCACCGCCAGGCAUGUUUCUUCGGCCCCCAAACUCCUUUCGUCGGCUCUCUGGUGAGAUGAAACGAAAACAUGCGCAGGAAACCCUUGAUGAAGUUUCAAAGGCACAAGGGAUGCUUGAUCUCUUUGAGCGUCAGCCACAGUUUCCAGCCAUUCACAUUGAUCGAUGCACUCGGUUUCACCUUGUUGAGUUGUUCAAAGAGAUGGUACUUGAGCGGUCCCUAGAAGCCGUUGCUAUUUGGGACAAGGCGCUACUCUAUCGCGCCAUCUUAUCGGAGCGGAAAGCGUCUUAUCCAGCCUCCUUUCGUUACAUCUUUAAGGCUGUGGAGGAUACCGUGUUUGCACACAGCUCGGUGAAUUGCCCCUCGCUGGAGGCCUACUACUACUUUCUGUACCUGGUGAAGAAGUACUACAUCGACAAUGCUGUGGAGGCACACGUUGUGUUGCGCUGCCACCGGGAGCCGAAUGCAACGGAUUUACUUUUUUCAAACCCUCCACCUAAGGAUGAGGUGGAUGUGAGAAAUGCAAUUGAAGCCCUGCAGUCGGCGGAAGCAACAUCUCAUGCCGCUUCAUCGGCCACGAGUGGCACCGCAAAACAUGAUGACCCUGCUGCUACCGAUGAAAAACAUACUCGAGGUGACAAUGACCAAAAGGAUUCCGCUAAUGCCAAUGCGAAGCACCCUUGCCAGUUUGCACCGCCCAGUUCUUAUCCGCCGAUUGAAGCGUUAUGGCGCUGUGAGGAGAAUGUACCGCUUCUUGAGAUUCUUCUUUUUGGUGAGUUUAACUUAAUUGUCUCGGAGAAUCCGUUCGUGAAGUUUCCCACCGCCCACGCCUUUCUUACGCGACCGUACUCCACAGAAUCUUCAAAGGGACCAAUAGACGGUGCAAGCCUGGCAAAUGUUAUUGCGGAGAAACGCGGCCAUCUGCUUCCUUCGUUUCCGAUGAACGUGGCAUCAGCGAUCGAUGGCCGGGCGCAGGAGUUACGCCGUUUGCAGCAAAAGCACCACCGUGAUGACACGGUCAGUUUUCAGACCUUACUACGUAGCACGCACGUUGACGAUAAUCCCUCUACCUUUUCUAGCUACUCAGACUGGAGUUACUUCAACCCGAGAGCCGUGCGAGCAGAGGAGCGUGACAGACUCACAAGAAAAGGCAUAGACGCCCUAAAGGAGUAUGAUUCCGCCACAGAAGACAUUUAUCGGCGUAGCUUUGAGGACGCACAGGCCAGCAAUUUUCAGCGCGUGACGGAGGCUUGGAAUACAUUUCCGCCUUAUUUACCCACACUGCCACAUUUUGUGUCCAUCAUCAAAAAAGAUUCUCACAUUUCUUUCUUGCUUCAUGUUGGCUUGCCGGAGAGGUGCUCAAGUGCCGAGGCCGCCGCGAAGCACAAGGAGUUUGAGAGGCGUAUUUAUCAACUUGCUCGGGCUUUAUAUCACACAGCGUUGGAAUUCCACAAGGAGACGGUGCGGCGGGUUAACCGGCAGAAGGUUAACGUUGCGGCCUCCCUCUUGGAUAAUUUCUUUGAACAGGAAUGGGUCGCCAUGCUUCGGGAAAGCGAAUCUUUAGAGAAUUCACUGGAACAAGGCGCAUGGCCAGACAAAAAGACGGACAUGGCACGACGUCUGGGACGCUACAUCCCAUUUGCGCGCCGCUCACUUGAUGAAAACGGCUUUCCCACAGAUGCUCGCGCGGAUGACUAUGCACGGUGGAUGGAGGCUCCUGCACGGAUGAAGGGAGCUGCCUAG